AUGUUGCUUCGUCACCUGUCCGUGACAGGCGCCCUCUGCCUCAGCAGCUGUGCUGCCGCUGCUGCCGUGCCUUACUCCUACAUCAGUUCCCCCCGCUCGGCCAGCGCCCACCAGAUAAACUUGCCUGCCGUUCCAUGUGCUUUCUCCGACUCCAGCUGCAACGAAGCACUCGACCCCCUUGCACACCUUACUAUUGAUUUCUCCACGCAAAAUGGCGUCUUGCUGGCCAAUAAACAACCCAUCUUCCCCGCGUCUGUGCCGAUGCAGUUCUCUGUGGACCGCAAAUGGGACGGCAACAAGCAAUCCGUCUCCGUCGCCUACGCUCUGGAUGUCCGACCACUCCCAUCUCACCCUGGUGCUCCCGUGGGCGAUAUCUACCACCUGAAGCUCCGCCUCUUCGACCUGCACGGCCGUCCCGUCACCGACCACGCCGUUGCAAUCGGCCUAGUCCGUGACACUGCCGACAACCUCCAGAUCACCGUGAUCGACCCCAACUCCAGCCGCGAGCACGGCCACGGUAACAAGAUCUGGCGCAUGAAGGAGUGGAAGUCCAAGGUCGAGUCCUACGUCAACAACGCCAAGGAAGCGGUAACUGACUGCCUGAAGACGACCCCCUUCUCCCACGGCCAGCACGAGCACGAGCACGAGUACGAGCACGACCAAGCCCGCCCCUACCCCCACGACUCCCCGGCCCCUGCCGCUACUCAGUCCUCGCACGAGACGUCGGCUUCGACCAAGUACCCUCCCGUCUUCCGCACGAGCCACAACGGACAAUUCUUCUGGAGCGGCCGCGAGCGGGGCGUCAUGCGACAGAUCCGCGCCAUCAUCUUCCCUGCUCUCCUGGGCGUCGUGGCCGGAGGCGUCGCCUGCGUCAUCGGAUUCCUCCUUGGUCGGAUGAUCAUCUCCGUUUACUUCUGGGCACAGGACAGCCGCCGGCCCCAAAUCCCCGUCAUCACGGUCGAAGACGAGGAGCCCCUGUCGGAGAAGGAGGCACUGAUGGAGAGAUACAGCGACUCCGAUCCCGAAGCCAAUCUUCCCCACGAUUAA
Molecule: messenger RNA, 1047 nt
Organism: Aspergillus japonicus CBS 114.51
Lineage: Eukaryota; Fungi; Ascomycota; Eurotiomycetes; Eurotiales; Aspergillaceae
Exons: 2
Coding region: 1-1047 (348 amino acids)
Source: RefSeq, a predicted model, not a curated record